Messenger RNA from Vitrella brassicaformis, 2122 nucleotides. NCBI's taxonomy places the organism in Eukaryota, Vitrellaceae. The record is from the annotation of a GenBank genome assembly.
CGCAAGAGAAAAUUAGAUGGCCGAGGCGCUCAGGUUGUGGGAUGCAUGCAUGCUCAAGUCCCGGAGGACAAAGCGGAAGCGUACGUGCCUGGCGCUCUUUGGUGGCUGUCAAAACAAACGCUCUGUUUAGUGCAGCACAGUACGGCCCAGGCAGCCUCUGCUCAAAAAGCCCCGCUGUACAGUGUUCUCGCUACCCAACUACUCACACGCCACAGCCCCUCCAUCUGCAGCCCCUGCCCCUACUACACUCUGUCGCUGGUUCGCUUGUCUCUCAUCUGCAGCCCUUCCGUCACAGGACCGCUUUGGCGCUUGAACACACGCCACAUGCAUCCGACAGAAACACUGAACAACGCGAUGACCGCCCACGCUAGCAGCCAGCCAUUCCACUCUCGCCUUUGUGGGCCUUCUAGUCAUAAGGAGGACGGAAUUGGCUCGCUUGAAUGGAUGAUGAGCCGUCCUCCAUCCUGACCCAGGUCUUGGUGCGCGUGAAAGAGGGGUCUGAUAGGUCGAUUUGCAGAAGGCGCGCCCCUCUCGCCCACUUCCCAUAGCCGCCAUAUCCAGUGUGCCGGCCAAAGCAGAGCAUGAUUGAAGAGCUGACACAGAAGGAAGAUCAUCCCAUCAGAUGUUCGACUCGUUCGGGAGUGCAGCACUCACCCCCGCGGAGCGCUGCUGUCUGUGGUCUCCUCGCGCAGCGUCACCUCACCGCGGAGAAAGGGUCCAGAUGUGUUUGCAGGACUCAGUGAAGACGGCUGCUGGGGCGUCGUCAGCUCAAUGGGGCAGCAGUAGUCAUUGCCUGCACAACACAGAAAAUGCACAUGCGUGUGAUGCGGCGGGCUGCUUCUGCUCCUCGACACACUCACCGUGAUCAUGGCCCACGAAAAUGUACUGCACGUGUGCUGCCACUGCUGCGGCAAACACGCCCGUGUCGACCUCUGUUGGAUUGAUUUCGUCGUCGAUCAUGCCGAAACACCUGUCAAAUCCGCACAGUGGCCUCCCUCCCCUGGAUGCGUCUGUCCUUCGCUCACUUACCGUGGCCCGAGUGUGUUUGGGGUGCUGUAGGUAUAUUCCUUGCAAGGAAUGUGCAUGUACAGAAAGGCCGGCAGCACCCCGUACCUCUCCUCCAUCUCUCGUGCCUUUGCUGAGAACCACCUCACUUGGUCCUCCUGCAUCCAUCGACAAAGCACCAGCUCACUGUGCCACCGAUAUCAUCCACGCAUCUCCCUUGAGCAUACCCGUAUGAUCUCCUUGAUCGAUCCGCCCCCACUGUCAAGAAACCACAAGAGAGCUGCCGGCUGACCCCUUGCAGCAUCAAUAUCACUCCGAUACACCUCGAGCACAUAGUUAGUGACUCCACCGGCCAUGCUGCUGACGAACAUCGACUCAGUGAGGGACCCAGGAAGCGACAUGUCGUACUGCAGAAGUGCCAUCCUGCGCGACAGAUCAUCGUGGGGUGGGUGUCGAAACGGCUCAUCAGAAUCGUCAUGAUUGCCAAACACCAUGGCGAAGGGCUUGUUGUGGCGUCGCACAGGGCCCGUCAGCAUGUCCCAGUAGCGCGUCGCAUUCUGCCGAUACGUGGUGAUCUGGUCGCCAGUGAAUACAACCAAAUCAGCCUGGUCUUCAAGAGCCAGAAUGGUGUCCAUCACGGCAACGCUCUUGCGGUCCUGGGAUGGCCCCCACCACAGUGAUGGCUGCUCGUCGAAAUGCAGAUCUGCACACAAACGACACAAAACCAUCAUCACAUCAGGAUGCACACCCCUGCAUACCAUGCCUAAGUCAUCACCUGCGAACUGGACGAUUGUGAAUUUUCCGUCUGAUUGUGCCACCAGCGGCCUGCGGACGUGACUGAGCUCUUCUCGUUCGUCAGCAUCAGAUGCCUGAGAGGAACAUCAGCCAGGCACACCACAGCGACAGGCAGAUGCAGCUUGGCGUUUGUCCUGGAGGUGCGCCUUUUGCUUGCGUGCAUACCCCGCGCUGUAUCGCCUCCAUUGCUCCUCGUUCUUCGGCGACACCUGCUCUCUCAUCCUGCAGACGUCGGGGCGUGCUCAGGCGGGGCGCCUCGCCACUUGCGCAUGCCACAAGGGAGAGCAGUGACACAAGACCAAGGCUCAUGAUGAAGGUUGAC